Asparagus officinalis (garden asparagus) is the source of this 333-nucleotide messenger RNA. RefSeq lists its product as uncharacterized. The transcript has a single exon. Gene Ontology annotation, molecular function: 5'-deoxynucleotidase activity. Gene Ontology annotation, cellular component: cytoplasm. Lineage: Eukaryota; Viridiplantae; Streptophyta; Magnoliopsida; Asparagales; Asparagaceae. Bases 1 to 333 code for a protein of 110 amino acids. The record is from RefSeq and is a predicted model, not a curated record.
AUGGGCAUUAUACAUGAAAUUUUUGAAGCUUUUGUGAGUGAUAUUACAUUUUCUAAUGUUAUUGCAACGAAAGAGAAGGGUAGAAUCGAGAGCGAGGUGAUUGAUGUUAUGUGUAACUUGCUUAGUGGAUGGCCCAGAGCAAAGGAGAUGGAGUAUGAGAGAAAAUCUUCUCUUAGAACAAAGAGUGACAAUAAUUUCGACAAGAUUGAGAUGAAACAUCAAGCACAAGAAUAUAAAAAGCAACAAGGAAAGGAUUUGGAGGAGUUUUUCAAGUCAUUUAUAGAUUCAUAUGCUGUCAGUCACAUACAUAUGAUAUUUCAUUCAAAAGUUUGA